UCAAGCUGGGUUGAUGUGGGGCUGAUAUCCUUUCAAGCCUGUCUUGCAGGUAGUAAUACAGAAUAUCCGUAGUCCAACCAGUGGAUUUAGUUUUAGUUGAGCUCCCUACCUUUAUCCAGUGGAAUACAAUGGAAUGCUGCUUUGCCCAGUGAGGACUGUACUGGAUGCCGGGGAACUUUGGGUUUAGAAGAGUCACGGGAUUGCCUCUAAGAACUGCUGUCAUGUACGCUGCGUGUGCAGAAUGUAGGUGUACGUCCUAGUGACAGCUAAGCUAGCACAUACUACCCAGAUCUCUAGUCUACUCUACUCUAGGCCAGAGAAGGUGGUCAAAAUCUUCAAGUUCGACCUGUCCACACUGACAACAACCUGAAGAGGCCAGUACUUGCAGAGAAGGUUCCCAGUCAGCGCAGCGCUUGCAACGAGCCGGCUGCCAGCAACGUCGAACAACCUCCCGAGUCCUGCACUUUAGGCUAGCGAGCUGUAGCAGUAGUGCCCAACGUCUAGUGUACAUCGUGUGCAGACUACCGCCGAAUUCUGCACUCUGUACUCUACUGCAAGGCGUUAUAACAGCACAGCCUGACAGGGCAAGAUACAACAGCACACACAGGGCACACACACGCACUCGUACACUUCACGGCGAACACAGAUUGCGCUUCAAGCUUGCAUCACGCCCCGGGGCACAACCUUCUUGCUGGCAGAUGGCGGCCGCGCGCCAGUAAACGGGAUCGACUGCAGGCGAUCCCCAUAUGUACAUAGCAGCUAUCGCUCGCGUCCAAUACGAGCUGGUUGACACCAUCUUGGCAAACCACGGACUGAGUCGGCUGAGAUACCAGGUAAAUCUCCCAACUGCCCAUCCACCGACACAGUUCUGAACAGCCGCUAAGCCUCACUGCUCCAAUCCACACCCCCCACGAUUACCAAUCACCUCCAGCAGUCCUUGUGCGCAGCAAGAUCAACAUCGGCAUGGUGCUCUACCCAUGUCAUUGAGCAACUGAUCCCGAAAACUGAUGCUCAAUCUCUCAGCCGAGCACGCUUACCCUUGUACCCAGCUACAGGAGGAGCACUACUGCGUUUGGCUAUCGGGCACACACAGGGGAAUUACUUGGAGACUUAGUGUUGCUGCUCCAGUUAGCGAAACCAUAACUAGUUUAUCCUGCAUAGAUCUACUGCGGAUGGCGUCAAAGAUGAUUGCCACCAUCAGGGGUUGAGAGAAGCGGCGGCAGCAGUCGAAGACGCGGUCCGGGGCCAACCUAAUUUUCCCAGCGCUGGCUAUUGUGUGCGCAGUCGAUCAUCGGUGCUUGAGACCAUCAAUCAAGCUGAAUUGCUUCAUGUAUUUGAUCUGCUGGCUGCACAACCUUCCGAUCAGCUAACCAGAGAGCUUAUUAGCAUCGCUAUUCUCCUAAUGGCCGUGAAGGUUUGACUCCGAACAUAUUAGCGGCGAGUAUUGUUUCGUUCUGUGAGUUCUUGCCACUUGGUCUGUAUCGGUAUAACACAGCAGCUGCUUCUGCAACAACCCUUAGAAACUCACUGCCUUGUGUCAAAGUUCUAAUUAGUCCGCGGGACGAAAUGAAGAGUUGUUACACGCAAGUAUAGACUGCGGCCUGGUCAGAGUUGAUAGCGCGGCCUUCUGCUUUCCCCUCGGGCGAGAUACCACGCAUCGGAGUGUGUGCGCACAACUAGAUGACUGUCGGACGGAGUGUCUGAGCCCUGGCAAGACGUGGUCACUGGCCUCCAGCUCCAGCAGCCAUGGGCAAAACUCGCAGAGCGUUCUCCGUGUCCGAAAAGCUCAAGGUGGUCAACUGGCAUUUGGCGAAUGGAGAAGUUGUGAAGAAGACCGCCCGAGAGUUCGAUUUGAAUCCCAAACAUGUUAGAGAUUGGCUGCAAAGUCGACCGAUCCUUAUUCAGAAUAAUUUCGGCCCGACGCGAGGAAAGCUGCGUUUGUACAGCGGAAAUCGCGCAGCCUGGCCCAAACUCGACCAAGAGGUUUACCAAUAUUUCACGGCGAGGCGCGCGGCCAGUCUCAAGAUCUCCGACGAUGACCUGAAAGAGUUCGCACUGCAGCGCGCCAGGGAGCAGUGUCUCAGCAAGUUCACGGCCAGUAACGGAUGGCUACGACGCUGGAAGCUCCGCCACGGGGUGCGCGUUCGUCGCGGAGCAAAGCGCACGAUACCAGUGGAGAAAGAAGAGCAGCUGACGGCCUUCUUCGACGCUGUGCAGUCGCUACGAGCGGAGCACAACUGCAGCGAUGAAGCCAUUCUUCUAAUGCAUCAGCUAACGGUCAGUUUCACAAGCUCCCAGCCUCUCCUCUCUGAAGCGGACGGCGACGAUGAGGUCAACGAGAAUGAUGAAUAUGACGCCGAUGAUGAUGCUCCGGAUGCCGUCCAGCGCUCAUACACCUACGCAUUCACCGUAUCACUUGUUGCUAGUGGCAACGGAUUCAAGCACCCGGCCAUCGUUGUGUUCAAGACCAGGCGUCAGUCCACUGCUUCAGGCGCUGUUAGCCACAGUGGCAGUGGUGACGGCUGUGGUGGUUGCUGUGGUGAUGGGGAUGCUACCGGGGUAGCCACGGCGACGACGGCUGCCAUGACAACGGAACAGACGCACAGCGAGGAGCACGGCGAAGAUCAGGAAUGCUUGCAGGGUGUCGAGCACUUGAGGCCUGCAGGUAAUGUCCGCGUAUUCAGUUCCGAGAGUGGAGGGCUGACACCCACCAUUCUAGAUCUGAUCAUCAACUCUCUGGCGCAGCCACAGCAGCAAACCGUCUCCAUGCCGGAUACAGGUCGUCAUGGCAACAAAAUGGCCACCGCCGCAGGUAUAGCCCCCGUAACUGCAGCCGCUGCCAGCUCCAGCGCCACGCCUGUAGUGACACUGCCUUCAGCAUUGCUGAAGAAACACGCCGCACCGCCAUCAUCACCAGCAGCACCAGCACAGCCAAUGCAGCAUAUAGUCUACACCACUUCACCGUCACCCGCAGCAACAGCACAACCUGUACAGCGUAUGGUGUUUGCCGCGACACCCUCGCCAGGCAGGCGCACAUCAUCCGAGCGCCAUUCCAGUUUCUCGUCCUCCACACCGUCACCACCUCUCAGCAACAUCAGCGCCAGUACUCCCACAGCAGGCUAUCCCAAUACUUACCCACACGCACCAGCAAUGGGAGCACCAACGGUACCACAAGCAGCAGGAGCCUUGCCUAGCAUGUCAACCCUGGACUUCUGUUACUCGCCACGUUUGCUGAUUGUGGACAGCAGUCGUGACCAUACGACCGUGUCCUGUCGGCGCGCCGCCAGUAGGGGACAUUUCGACAUGUGUGUUAUACCGGACGGGUGUGUGUCUGUAUUGGAUACAACCAUACACGCCAUCAUACUCAAGCCGUUCAAGGAGGCUCUGCUACGUCACUGGGCGGCCAUGACUCGUGGUUGUCGUGUGGGAUUUGCCCGACAGCAUGAAUCGGCCAUGGUAUCUCCCACAAGAUUACACGCAUCUGCAAGACCACCACCACAUCCAGCAGCAGUAGCAGUAACAGCAUUGCCAGACACCAUCAGCCACCACCACAGCACUGACCGAAGCAGUAUGGCAUACAGCUGUGCUGCUCUAAGAGUACGGACACCUCACCAGCACCACCAAGAUCAUUCGCUAGCACCGUCCACUCGCAACCAGCCGGCCGUUCUGUCAUCCGUACACCACACACCGGCAUCUUCCAUCAACAGCAUCUAUGCCUCAGUGAGCCACACUGCUGCUGCUGCUGCUGCUGCUUCUGCCGAUGACGAUGUUGAUGUUGAUGAUGGCGAUGAUGGAACUGUGGAAACCGGUUAUCAUCAUAGCUCAUCAGCUAGCGAGUCUUCACCCGCCAGUAUGGCAAACAUGCUGGAUCAGCAUAGUGAUCAGCACCGAGAUGACCAACUCAGCGAUGACAUCAGCUGUAGGAAGAGUCGCAGCAAUGGCAGCAGCAGCAGCUAUGGUGGUGCAAGAAAUAAUCAACAUGAUGCAAUGGACUCGUACGACGACGACGAUGAUAACGAUGACGUAAGCGACAGUGACACAUCCGUAAUGAGCACAGCGGCACAAGUGGACGCCGAGGAUUUAGCCGACGAUGAUGACGACAUACGAUCGAGUCGUCAUGUACAUGUGACAACCUCCAUUUCCACCACUGUUGGUACUUCCAGCCGUGCCGCAACACCCGGUGGUCAACCACGCCAUCGAGAGAUGUACUUGCGUGCAGGGAAGCAUGCAGACUCUCCUAUGGAGAACACAGCCACGUCCAGGACAAACCGACGACGAGCAAAUCAUCCAUCCCGCAUCGAGUUGCGACCACCCCCACACUAUCCUCAACAGCAUCACCAGCAGCACCAACAUCAGCAUCAGCCGCGCCCGCAGCACUCGCCACACCCGCAGCACUCGCCGCACCCGCACCCCCAUCAACAACAGGAUCCACACCAGUACCCACCCCAUCAACAACAACAUCAUCAUCAUCAUCAUCGUCAUCAUCAUUAUCCGCAAGGACACCGAGGACUAUCAAGAGAGGGUCAAUGGGAGAAUGUAACCGUGUCUAGUGGUGUUUGUCCUGUGAGUGGAGUUUACAACACUACAUGUGUCCCUGUCUCACCAGUGCUCAGUCCGGCGGCUAGCUCACACACCCUAGCCAGCGGCAGCACCCACAUACUGGAGAGCUCACCGCACACACUAGCCAGCGCCGGUAGCGUAGCCGCUACGCCGUCAAGUCCAUACAGAAGCACCAGUGGCAUGCUGUCACCUGGUUACAGCCUAGUUACCAUGACAACUCUACCCGGCAACGCGCCUAGCAACGCAAGCGGUGGUGAUGUGCGUGGCUCUACACUCACCACUGUACACAACACAACGAUGGACAAUGUUAGUGGUGGGGACGGAGAUAGAGCAGGCAUGAUGACAAUGACCUCGCCAUCUUCACACACUAGAAGACGGAGGGAGAGUGCAGAUCACUAUGCACCGGUCACCUCACCAAGGUACCUGCCUCACUCCGUAGAUGCUAUUCUGCACAGUGAACGGCAAGCAACAGCAGCCACCGCAGCAGCAGCAGCAGCAGGAGCAAGUAAUGCUGCUAUGCACACAUGCAUGCCCCCACAGCAGCAUCGACAGCAACAACCACAACCGCAGCAGCAGCAGCAUAUGCAUCAGGCCAGACAUUUAAGCGGCCCUGUCCCGGUCGCGGGCCGUGGCAAUAUGGUUGUAAUAUUACAACCGGCCCCAGCGCAGCAGCCCUUGCAGCCCUUGCAGCAGCAGCGAGUACCCACAGUACUCAUGUCACCCACCUCAGCUCCACCGCGUGCAGUACACCCGGAGUUUGUUAUGACAACAUCAUCGGCACCAAGAGAGGUCGUCACUGCACCCGACUCACACAUGGUGUCUCCAACACCGCCGAGUAUGCAAGCUAUCUGCGACAUGGUGUCGCGUGCGUGGAGCGACGUCAGCAGUGAGCAUAUAAGGUCCGCGUUCACUUCGUGUGGCAUCACAAGUGCAUGCUCGAUGCCUACCCCCAACACGCGGGGAACAGCCGGGUCGAUGGGUCUCGCCGCAGCUCCCUAUGGUUUCCAUGGCAGCGGGGAUGCUGCUCGCGGACUGAAGAUGGAUCAGCGACAGCAGCGUCAUGUGACACAGCCACAGCUGUUGCUGCCGGCAACCAAUGCCCAUGCCGCUGCUGCUGCCACCUCUUGUCACCAGCACUACGGGUUUUCGGCGGCGGCACACGACGGUAUGCCCCGGCUUGUCACCACAAGCAUGCUACGCCCUGAUCACCCGUAUGCACCGCUGCCACCGUCAGGGAUCAACUCCACAUACCGUGCGGUGGCCGUGGGUGGAAGUCGUAUGGCCGGCCCGCCAGCAAUCGCAGGCCACCGCAGUGCAGCUGGUAUGACCAGUGGUGGCAGUGGCAGUAGCAGCAACGCUCUUUCACAGCAUACCUGUGCUGUUGGCAAUGCAGCGGUGGCGGCGGUGGCGGCCGAGGCUGCAAUGGCGGCCGAGGCUGCAAUGGCGGCCGAGGCUGCAAUGGCUGGUGGCAAGCACCUCAACUUGUCCUUCUCUAGUGACAUGCUGGAUGAGUUGCUGUUGUCACCAUGGGCAUGAAAAGAGAUUGAGUGUCUGCCUGACCGUACGCAGUCUGUACAGAAGCCGUCUUCAAACAACAAGACAGGUGUGUGUACAAUGAGAACACUUGACUGAAUCCACCCCCCCCCCUCCCCUCCCUCCCCUUGAACUUGAUAAUAUUCUAGUCUUCCCUCACUCCCUCGCUUCCCUACCCUGGACUUGAUAAAACCUACGCCCAUGCUUCCUGCCAUAGACUCAAUCAGGUCUGCCCCUGCCUGAAUGUCUUCAUCUGUAGAUUUCUGCCCGCGUCCUUAGGGCAGUUCAGGCAGAUAUUGGCCACAUCCAGUAUUGAACUAUUUCACCAGGGCCAGCGAAAAUGUUUCCUCUCCUUUCCACAUGUGUGCGUGUGUGCUAGUCAGUUUCUUCGUGUGUGUGCUUAUCCAUGUGUGUGUGGGCGUGUAUAUGAUCUCGGCCUGGAUAGGUGUGACAAAUACACCAGCGCUGAGUAACGUGAGCGCCCCCAGUACAUUCAUGUAAUAUUUUUCAUGACUUGACCUGGUGACUGUGUGUUAGGUGAGCUGUUUCAAAUGUUCCUUUCUCUAUCUAUCCUAGUCUACUAUCCUAUUACAACUAAUUUAUGACCUGACUAUGCUAACACAUUGUGAUUGAACUCAGCUAGUGUGACCUGAGGGGUGGUGGCGUUCGUACGGGUGCGCAAAACUCGGCCUCUCGCCGAGUCUGGCGCGAACCGUGAAUUUUUUUUUUAUUCUUUAGUGUGACUUGAAAGUUUGAAUUCUGGCCACCCUUGGCAGCAUGUCCAAGCCUGGUUCCGUUUCCGUCAUUCCUUCUUUGCGAGUUGUAGAAUAGUUUCUUCACCACCAUUGUUCUUUUUUUACGUUGCACUCUUUGCCUCUUUCACGCUUCUCUAUUUGAUCUCACCCUGAGUAUGGAACACAUAUUCAAUUGUGCAGUACACUGUAUUGCAACCCAACAGUUGUGUUUUUAGAGUACGAACCAGAGCAGAGAUUGAUAUAAUUAUUGGUGAAACUUCUUUCGUUUGUAGAAAUGCUGCCUGACUUGU
Sycon ciliatum is the source of this 7138-nucleotide messenger RNA. Its product is annotated as mucin-6-like. The record is from RefSeq and is a predicted model, not a curated record. Lineage: Eukaryota; Metazoa; Porifera; Calcarea; Leucosolenida; Sycettidae. The coding region runs from base 1747 to 6096 and encodes 1449 amino acids. The transcript is spliced from 5 exons.